Molecule: messenger RNA, 4343 nt
Organism: Drosophila mojavensis
Lineage: Eukaryota; Metazoa; Arthropoda; Insecta; Diptera; Drosophilidae
Exons: 10
Coding region: 666-4151 (1161 amino acids)
Biological process (GO): intracellular signal transduction; regulation of G protein-coupled receptor signaling pathway; G protein-coupled receptor signaling pathway
Source: RefSeq, a predicted model, not a curated record
UUUGCAGACUUCCAUUAUGGAGAGGCCGUUCCAGGGUUUUAUACUUUAGCAGAGGGAAAGUAAAUAUCUAAGAAAUUUCAACGGGAAUUGUGAGCUGAAAGCUGCUCUCUUAGCUAAUACAUAUACCGGCGACCCACUGCGCAGAAAAAUCCAUUUUCCAUAUAGUCUAGCUGAGGAUACAAGGUUUAUCAUGUUCGGCGGACGUCCUUGUCGUGAGUGCAUCAUUUACUCGGACUAUCAACGUAAAGACAAACAUUAACAAUGAAAUGCCUAAAAUAUUGUUAUUAUAAAUAUUUAUUAAAAUAUUUGAGAAAAACGCAAUUGAUAGUUGAAUAAAAUUUUUUUUUCGUGUAUUAGUGAAAUACUACCCACCUACAUAAAUUUGUGUGAAUAUUGCGAACUAAAAAAUCUACAUACAUACAUACAUAUAUACAAAUUAUAGGUCCUAUAAAGGACAAAAUAUUUCCAUUGAAGCUGAGGAGUUCCUAGAGAAAUAGUGUACUCCUACUUUCGCAUAUAUGCAGGAAUUUGGAUAGUAACAUUGAGCAGCUUUAAAUAAAAAUUUUGAAAAAAAUGUAUAAAUGAAAAAUAUUUACAAAAAAUAGAACUAAUCUGAGUAAGCAAAGAAACAUACGUAUAUCUGAGAAAUUUCUGCAAAAAGAGCAAUGGAGCCACCUGGUCGCUUACAACCGAACAGAGAACAACAGUUGGUUCUUUGCAAUCCGUUUAUCACUGUUGAAACGUUGCCAACGUCAACAACAGAGCAUAAUAUAGAAACACAAAAGCAAACGCAGGAACAUUUGGUGCGAAUAUCACAAUAUACAAAGAACCCACAGCCAUUAAUUUCACAUCAGUCGUUCAUGCAAUCCUCGACAAAAAAAAGUUUUGCCACGUUAACAGCUCUUACUCGCAGUGCCAGUACCAAUGCGAAUGGUGAAAGGUGUUCUGCGUUGAGUUCCAGUUCAGCAACCAUUAAUACCACUGCUUUGAGUGGAGGUUCCUUGGGACAUAACUAUGCACAACAUCAUCCCCAUAUGCACCACCAGCAGCCUACAAGUCCAGCAGCAAUUGGGUCAUAUCAUCAGCCCAACUACACUAGUGAUACUGGAUUUAGUGGAUCCUCACAACUACCCCAGCAGCAAACCAUUGAAAAGCUUUCUCGUCCAAUGGCAUUCGAUAAGAUGGAAGUCCUAGUACGAGAAAUGCAGGAUCAGGAGCAUGGUGUGCCAGUUCGACAACAAAAGAUGUUUCUUACGUCUAUUCCAUAUGCUUUCAUGGGCUAUGAUUUAAUUGAGUGGCUUAUGGAUCAUUUACAAAUAGAGGAGUCGGAGGCAUUAAACAUUGCCAAUCAGCUGUGCCUACAUGGCUACUUUUUCCCUGUCAGUGAUUCAAAGUCUCUGACUGUUAAAGACGACUCAUCUCUUUAUCGCUUCCAAACUCCUUAUUAUUGGCCGUGGCAGCACAAGGCACCGGACAAUGUGGAGUAUGCUAUUUAUUUGGCAAAACGUUCACUUCGUAAUAAGCAGCGCCAUGCAUUAGAAGAUUAUGAGGCCGAAGCUUUCGCUUCACUCCAUAAAAACCUUAAAGGCAAAUGGGACUUUAUUUCAAUGCAGGCCGAGGAGCAAGUACGGCUGGCCAAGGAGCGUAAGAAAGGUGAUAAAAUUGUAGGUGACUCACAAGAACGUGCUUAUUGGCGUGUACAUCGUCCACCACCCGGUCAAUUUACUCCCCUUGAGCCGUGCCCUAUCCCAUCACGAGAUCGUCAGGGCCAGAAACAUAACAAAAAAAAGACUGUCGAUGAUAUACAACGUGAAGUGGAAUUUCUGAGCAAAACGCUAAGUGGAACACGAAUGAAAAUGUCUCAAGCAUGUGAAUCUCUUGUUUGCUACUCGGAGACAUUCAGCGAAUAUGAUUUUUUUCUACAGCCACCGCUUCCCUCUAAUCCUUGGGUUACUGAAGAUGUUACUUUUUGGCAACUGAAUAGUACUUUUGUCGACAUACCUACUGAAAAGCGCGUAAAGCGCUGGGCUAUUUCUAUAGAGGAAUUAGUUUCUGAUCCCACAGGGUUGCAGGAGUUUACAAAUUUUUUAGAAAGAGAGUACUCUCACGAAAACAUACGUUUCUGGAUUGCAGUAAAUCGUCUCCGUCGAACUGCUCACUCUCAAGUAGCCCGCACAGUUAACGAGAUAUUUGAAGAGUUUCUUAAGCCUGGAGCACCUUGUGAAAUCAAUAUUGAUGGAAAAACCAUGGAAAGUGUACUACGUGGUCUUAAGAAUCCAUCGCGUUUCACCUUUGACUCCGCUUCAGAACAUAUUUACAUGCUUCUGUUGAAAAAGGAUUGUUAUCCCCGUUUUAUACGUUCCGAUCACUACAAACGACUUAUUGAUAGUGGUAUCCAACCUUCGCAUAAAAAAAGAUUCUUUAAUUUUGGUGCUGUAAGUGGAGCUAAGAAGAAAAUGACUGCCGCUCUUUCAAAUCAACCAAAUUUAGGCGACGUGAUUAAAAGCACGACGACAGGCAGUACAGCUUGUGGUAUUUGCACUGAUACAACUGCGCCUUCUGGUAAUCUAGCGCGACGACGUGGUAGUGACCGCAGUCUUACUGGCUCGGCACUUGAGCUAGCAAUCAUUGCUGUUAAUAAGACGACUAGUUCUAAAGUGCCGCAUUCUCACUCACAAAAUAAUCUGUGUGAGCUUCCGUACAGAGAAUCACCGAGCAUAAAGUUCGUUCAGUUAGAAACUACUGGGGACGUCUUACCAGCACCGGCAGAUAAGUCUAUAUGUCCAUGGGACGAAUCAACUUUAAAUUUAACUUCUGAUGUUAUCUCGAUUUCAUCUAAUAACGGAAUUAUCGCAGUUCCUUAUCAUCGGCCAUAUGAUGACAAUGCGGUGCAGCUGUCAAAGCAAUUUACCAGCAAUUUAGAAUGCUGUGAAGUUAUUGAACGUAGACAACGGAACUUUUGCAUACGACAUCAGAAUACCAUAGAUAAUGCCCAGGCGUGUAUAAGGAUUACAACAAAAAAUUUAACUGAGCAACGUCGUGCUUCCGUUUCAUUAAUGCACAGCAGUGAAAAUGAGACGAAACGCGUCAGUUCUUCUUUGACCUCAUCGGUACCCAUCGUAAACUUAAAUUUACAAUCCCCGAAAAUUCGCGGUGCAUGUGUUGAUAAUAAUAGUGGAAUUAUCAUUGCAGAAGAUCUACUAACUAUAAGUAAUGCGGAAGGUAAAUCAAUGUCACAAAAUAGUGAUCAGCCUUUAUCCAUGUCAGAAUCAUUACCGAGAGUAUCGCAAGCAAGAAACAUUAAUUUAUUAAGUAAGGAGAGCGAAAUUAUUGAUCUAGAAGCCAGUGAACAUCACCUAACCUCGCCGACACCAACGAGUCAAUUAGAGAACGAAAGGAAUACUAGACAUAGCAUUACCACAAGUACAUCGACAACUAACAUUAAUCGUCAACUUGAAUCAGAGUUAGAUGUCAUUAAAGAAGUUAAAAUUGAACUGAUUGAGUCUUCCGUCUACAAAAAUAGUAACACGCUACAAGAGCUUGUUUCCGGUCCACCAAUCAAUAUAUUUACGAAAGAAAGUGACCCUAAAAAUAAUUCUCAUCUCAUUAACAAAGAGAAAUUAGGAAGCGUUAAUAAGAUAAAUGUAUGCUCGGAAAUUACUGUCGAAGAAAAAAUUGAUUAUCAUAUUCAGGAAAAUGAGGUUGAACUGUCACCCACUACUGAUGAGUAUCAAGAAGGAAUGCAUUUUAGUAAUAAGGACGUAGUCUUCGACUACGAUAUUAUAGAAACCGAGAGAUAUCUUGGCUGCACAGCACCUGCACCGACACCGGCUCCUUCAUUGGCACCGCUCGCUGUACUAGAAGUCGAUAUAGUGGAUGAUGAACCCUUAGAUGAGUCUGCAGCUGCCAAAACUCCAACUCCUGUAUUAAACAACGAUGAAGUUUGUCGGCGGCGUAAAAAACGAAAUUCUGCAACUAAGAAGUUAAGCUCAUUUGACGAACGAGAUAAAAUAACUGAAAAGCCUGACAUCCCUGCGUUAACAUAUACUGAUGAGGCCGAACAUAACGCAGUAUGUCCCUGGGAAGAUGAAAAUGUUAACACCAGCGACGGAACAUUUGUCAAGACAUAUGCAACAUUGGGAUAUUUAUGAAUACAACCAUCAUAAAUAUAGGCAACAGAUUAUGAAGUUACUUUCUUAUUGUAGUAUGAAUUCAAAUAUAUUAUUAUGUUUACAUAACUUAACUAAUUCAAUGUAUAUAAUUAUGGAUACAAAAAUGCAUAUCCGCUUCGCAUGUUAAAUAAAAACGGUUUAAAAAAUAAAGAAUUACUUUGGUGAGACCAA